Hyaloscypha bicolor E is the source of this 1440-nucleotide messenger RNA. RefSeq names its product glycoside hydrolase family 88 protein. The coding region runs from base 1 to 1440 and encodes 479 amino acids. The record is from RefSeq and is a predicted model, not a curated record. Gene Ontology annotation, biological process: polysaccharide catabolic process. Gene Ontology annotation, molecular function: chondroitin hydrolase activity. The transcript is spliced from 3 exons. Lineage: Eukaryota; Fungi; Ascomycota; Leotiomycetes; Helotiales; Hyaloscyphaceae.
AUGGCUUUAGCACAAGAAAACAAGUUAGAAAAUCUGACUCCGGCUUCCUCGGUUGCCUCAUCUCCAGAUGUCGCUGCCGAGAAGCAGAAGCCAAUUCUGAGAUCUCAACCUGCCCCUCCAAGACUAGGUGUCGAGCUCUCAGAGCUAUUCACAGAAAAUGUCGUCGCGAAAAUAUGGAGAGUUGCAGUUCGAGAAUUGGAGAAGCAAAAUCCACCAACCCACUACCCAGAAUACAUCACCACCACCAGCCCCAAUGCAAACUAUUAUACCCUCCGCGAAGCCAAUUUUUGGACCUGUGGUUUCUUCCCCGGAAGUCUGUACGCUCUCCUGGAGCGCUGCAGGAAAUACCCCCAGUUUCUCCCUCUCCCCGCCGCCCAUCGUCCGGCAUUCCAAAAGCAACUUUUGAAGCUAUGUCGAGACUGGGUUGUUCCAAUACGUGCAAUGGAUACGAGAACCGAUACUCACGACAUGAGCUUCAUCAUCCAGCCAGCGCUCCGCAUGGAUUGGGAACUCACUGGCAACCACGAGAGUUUGAAAAACGUGGUUACCGCUGCGGAAAGUCUUGUGAGUAGAUAUGAUGAGAGGGUGGGGGCGAUCAGGAGUUGGGAUCAGGCUGUUAAUUAUAGAUAUUCGUUUACGGAUAUGGAGAAGGACUUUUUGGUGAUUAUUGAUAGCAUGUGCAAUCUCGAUCUCCUCUACUACGCUGGUCACCAAACCGGAAACCAGAAAUUAAUAGACAUCGCUACAACACACGCUCACACCGUCCUAAAAACCAUCGUCCGAGACGACUGGUCCACCUACCACCUCCUCAACUUUGAUGCCAAAACAGGAGAAAUCAAAGAUCAGCUCACGAAUCAAGGGUACCGAGACUGGUCGACAUGGAGUCGAGGACAAGCGUGGGCUGUGCUAGGCUUCACGCAGACUUAUACAUGGACACACGAACCCGUGUUCCUAAACGCAGCCAUAUCAAUCUCGAAGUAUUUCAUCUCGCGGCUCGCGUCGCCGAAAGUGGAUGCUCAUCCUUAUGUCCCGCUGUGGGAUUUCGAUGCACCGCUGGACACAUCGCCUCCCCGGGACACUUCAGCUGGCAUGAUUGCUGUGAACGGAUUCUUAUUGCUGCACCAGAUUCUCAUCUCUGAACAUCGAGCAGAUGAAGCGACGGAGUUUCUGGAUGUCGCGGUGAGGAUUAUGAGGGAAACAACUGAGCUGGCUUUGUCUCGAGACAGCGCGAAGUUUGAGGUCCCGUUAGAGGGGAGAAAGGAGGAUUAUCCGGUGGUCAAGGAUGGUGAGGAUGGGAAGCACUUUGACGGGAUGUUGAUGCAUGCUACGGCGAACAAUAAUGAGGAUGCACAUAAGCGGUAUUGGGAUCAUGGGUUGGUAUAUGCGGAUUAUUAUUUUUUGGAAGCCGGGAAUAAGUUGAUGAGGAUGGGGUUGGUAUGA